ACGAUAGAGUGAAUGAUAAUAUUGCUUCCUCGUCCAUCGUUAGUCAACAUAUAUUUAAUAAUAAUACGGUAUAUUUUAAAAAUACGGUUUUCAUUACGUAGAAAACGUAUUUUAAAAUCUGAAGAUCUCAUUUCGAAGUACCAGGGCGCUUGAAGCUUGUGACAUAUCUCAAUACUGGAAUAAUUGCGUCAUAGAAAUCAGCCAAUCAACAUUGAAGAAAAACGCACAAAAACAACCCGCGGUCAUGUGAUCAAGUGUAUCUUUUCUGGCACGUGGGGUCGGUGAUCUUGACGAACCUCGUGCGAGGAAUUUACUAUGAAUUGUACUUGUGUUGUAAAUUAUUGUUGUUUCAUCGCGUAGUAAUCUGCUAGGAGUUUCCCUUCGUCAAUUUGUUUGUUUUGUUUUUAUCAACCGGCGUUUUUAAGUGUCGUUUUAACUUCGCCCACUGUGUAUACCGUACUGAUUUUAUUAUCGAUCGUGGGCCGCGUGAAUUCCACCAUUUUAUCUGCUUGGAAUUUUAUUACAUUCUUCCAGUUGGCCAUUGGAAAUAAAUAUGGAAGAUCUGAACGGUCAGGAGUUCAUGGGCUCAUCCGGCCAGAACCCUCCAGUCAGAAGAGGAAGGCUCCAGGUUUCCAAAGUUGGACCAAGUUUUAAUUGGCAGGCAUUUCAAACUCACUUAGAGUCAUAUGGACAAAUUUUUAAAACAACUUCUCAAACUGAUGAAGAUGACCAGUCAUUGUUGACAUGUUUUGUUGAAUUUGCAGACCCAAAUAAUGCAAGAAGGGCUGCAGAUGAUUUGAAUGGAAUUGAUUUUGACGGUAGUAGAUUAGAGCUAGCAUAUUUUGAGGACGAUUCCCAACCAUUAUAUGAUGACACGACAAAGCAAAGAAAUCGACAGGGCGGUAGAAAUAGACCUCGAUGGAAUAGACAGAAUAGUCAUGCUAAUAUGCCUUUAAGAAUAUUAAUUCCUGGCGACAUGGUUGGUGCUGUCAUCGGAAAGGGCGGUGAAACGGUCCGCAAAAUGUCAAAUAACACAAAUGCAAGAAUUGAUGUACAUAGAACUGUUAAUAUAAAUGGAUUUAAGCCUGUAACAAUAACAGGCCAAACAGACAGACCAGGAGAAAAUUGUAGUGCAGCAUUUAGGGAAAUACACCAGAAACUUAUCGAAGAAGCAGAAAAGAAAGCUGAAGGGGAAGAACAGACGAGCAUACCAAUGAGGAUGUUAGCGCCUGAUUUGCUGAUGGGUAGAGUAAUUGGAAAAGGGGGUAGAAAUUUAAAAGAAAUCAAAGUAAAGACGGGGACAAAAAUAGAUGCAACUAGAGAUCCUGUCACGCCAGUUUUUAACGAAAGAAUAAUCACUAUCGAGGACCCAAGUUUCGAAAAUCCUGUUGAAAAAUGUAGCAACGCGGAAGAGGAAAUUAGUAGAAUUUUACGGAAAAGUUAUCAGGAUGAUCUCAACAACAUGGCGAACAUGAAUGGUCGCAUGGCACAGAAUGCAAUGGGGCCGUUCUCGAAUCCUUAUCUUAUGGCAAUGAUCGCGCAACUCACCGGAGGACGUGGCAUUAAUGGCAUGCCUCCUCCUUAUAUGGGUAAUGGUAUGAACCCAGGUGGUUAUAUGUCGGCCAGUGGCAUGCAUUCACCAUCUGCUCAAGGCGCUGCAAGCCAAAAGAUUGAAAAGAUUCACAUCGCUGUUCCAAAGAAUGCUGUGGGUGCCAUUAUUGGCCGUGAAGGUUCUGUCGUCAACGGUAUAAGACACGCUUCAGGUGCCUCGGUUCAAGUGUUGAAAAGUGACGAAGAUGCUGUUGAAACUCUGGUUGAACUACGUGGCUAUCCACAUCAGCUUACUAUGGCUGAAGGGGCCAUUUUCCAAAAGAUACAAGAACAAGGGUUCGCUGGUCAUCCACAUCAAACUGUUCAAUUACGAACAGAAAUAAAAAUCCCACCUGAGGCUGUUGGUCGUAUCAUUGGAAGGCGGGGUGCUAAGGUUAGGUCACUUCAAGGUAGACACAGGGCCUUAGUUGAAGUUCCACGUAGUGUAAACCCGGACGAAACCGAAGUUGUUGUGCGUGUUCUUUCAGACUAUCUUGGCAGUCAGGGUGUGCAAACGGAAAUUCGCGAGAUCGUCGCUCAAGUGGAAGCGCAAAGGAAGUAGGGUCCUUUUAAAGAAAUCUCCGAUCUGCCUAAUUUUAUUUUUUUUGAAGCUUUUGAUGUUUAAUUUGGUUUUAUUCCUAUCACUAUCAUCUAAUUAAGUAUCAGGCCUAUAUCUUUGUAGUUUACCCAUAAAGUUGUUGUAAUUCCCAUGAUCAAAUACUGUUAUAUACUCAAUGCACGUUAUAUCUGAAAACCAAUCGUUUACUCGAUCUAUAUAAUCUCUCAACACUCUCGAUUGUAUGUUUACUGCAUCCUGAGCUGUUUUUGUAAUAUUGUACAUGUAAUAUAAUGUACAAAUUUA
This is a messenger RNA of Dendronephthya gigantea, 2452 nucleotides long. RefSeq names its product insulin-like growth factor 2 mRNA-binding protein 3-A. Lineage: Eukaryota; Metazoa; Cnidaria; Anthozoa; Malacalcyonacea; Nephtheidae. The coding region runs from base 554 to 2152 and encodes 532 amino acids. The transcript has 19 exons. Gene Ontology annotation, biological process: nervous system development; regulation of gene expression. The record is from RefSeq and is a predicted model, not a curated record. Gene Ontology annotation, cellular component: cytoplasm; cytosol; nucleus. Gene Ontology annotation, molecular function: mRNA 3'-UTR binding.